This is a messenger RNA of Cydia fagiglandana, 856 nucleotides long. RefSeq lists its product as uncharacterized. NCBI's taxonomy places the organism in Eukaryota, Metazoa, Arthropoda, Insecta, Lepidoptera, Tortricidae. Bases 318 to 830 code for a protein of 170 amino acids. The transcript is spliced from 4 exons. The record is from RefSeq and is a predicted model, not a curated record. Gene Ontology annotation, molecular function: protein binding.
UAACAUAGGCACAGUCAACAAUUGGGAUUUUAUUGUCGACCAUGAAAAUUCAAUUAAAAAUUCAUACGCAUAAAUUUCUUAUUUGCAGCAAACAAUCGAGACCGCUACAUAAUAUAAUCAUAUACUCGUAUUUAAUUUAAAUUGCUUCAGGCUCUGUGAACAUAGUUAAUAUGUGUGCUUUUGGAAAAGGAUUUUACUAUUGCGUAUUACUUUUAUGUAGUGUGUAUCAAAAUAUGUUUUAAUAAAAUAUAAUUGCAAUAGUUACUGAAUUCAUAAAAAUCCAGGCCGAUAGAAAUUUUAAUAGUGCUGUGGAGUGCAUGAUGGCGCGCGAGUGCAGGGCGCGCUGCUCGCGCACGCUCGCGCCGGUGUGCGCGCUGGUGGCCGUCGGCGCGGCGCGCGACCUCCGCCUCUACACCAACGAUUGCCAUCUCAAUAAAAUACGGUGCAUCCUGAAUAAUUACCUCAAAGUUACAGUUAAGCGACUUCCUGGUUACGUUUGUGGUGUAGAAAAGCCAGUGGCGGUAACGGGCGGCAGACGUUUCAUCGACCACACUAUAGUGGGCAGCAGAAACUUCUGCAACCACACGUGUCCCACACACUGCACUGACAUCUACGAACCGGUGUGCGCCAUGAUCUGGGACCAGAAUGUUAAGAACCGGGGAACCCAUGUUUUGGUCAACCACUGCCAUGCUGACUUGCUGUCUUGUUCAUUACAACUGACUGUCCAGAUUCAGACUAUUGACUAUUGCUUAGGGGCAAUGACUCAGUUUGCCUAUAAUGCAAUGUCACAGGCCGCUGCUAUGAAACAACUGGGGCUUAUUACCGUUUGAUUAUUAUUAUAUGAUGAAUUGUUAUU